AUGGCCGUUCGUCACAAGUCAGGACCGUACGGCUACACGCAAGCCAAAUCCUUGGUCUUCAGUAGAUACGGCGAGCCGAGCGAUGUCCUCAAACUUCACACUCACUCCAUCUCGCCCACCCUCCCCUCCUCCUCUCUCCUCCUACGUACCCUGGCCGCACCCAUCAAUCCUGCCGACGUAAACACCAUCCAAGGCACCUACGGCGUGAAACCUUCCUUUUCGCCCUUGAUAGGGACUUCCGAGCCGUCCGUCAUCCCGGGCAACGAGGGCGUUUUCGAAAUCAUCUCCACGUCCUCCCUCCCUUCGAGUAGUCCGCUCAAGAAAGGCGACUGGGUCAUCCCCACCAAAACCGGCUUCGGCACCUGGCGCACCCAUGCCGUCGCCGGUGCGGAUACUGUUUUGCGGGUCGAGAGGGAAGGGUUAAGCCCGACGCAGGCGGGCACCGUCGCCGUGAACCCUUGCUCCGCGUACCGCAUGUUGCGCGAUUAUGCGCAGCCUGCGUUGCGGGAAGGAGACUGGUUUGUGCAGAAUGGGGCGAAUUCGGGGGUGGGGCGGGCGGCGGUGCAAUUGGGGAGGUUGUGGGGGUAUAAGAGUAUCAAUGUGAUUCGGUCUCGUGAAAGCGCCGAGGAGACGCAGAAACUCAAGGAUGAGCUGAAGGAUUUGGGAGCUACGCAAGUAGUCACUGAGGAAGAAUUCUUGAGCAGGGAAUUUCGGGAUAUGGUGAAGGAGUGGACGGGCAGCGAGGGGAUCAGGUUGGGUAUGAACUGUGUCGGAGGCAAAUCGGCGCAAACGAUGGCUAAAACGCUCGGUUCGGGGGGUACGUUGGUCACUUAUGGGGGGAUGGCGAGGCAGCCGGUGUCUUUGCCCACGGGGUUGUUGAUUUUCAAAGAUAUAAGGUUUGUGGGGUUUUGGUUGAGUCGGUGGGCGGAUGGGGACAAGGAGGGCAAGGAGAGGACCGUGAAUGAGAUACUGGAGUUUAUGAGGGAGGGAAAGUUCAAGGAUACGCCGACGGUGGAUGUGCCGUGGAGUUGGGAGACGAAAGAGGGAACACUGAGGGAGGCGGUGCAAGGCACGCUGGAGGGGUUUAGGAAGGGUAAGGGGGUGUUUGUUUUCGGAGAGACGUGA
Messenger RNA from Pseudomassariella vexata, 1125 nucleotides. RefSeq names its product zinc-binding dehydrogenase. The coding region runs from base 1 to 1125 and encodes 374 amino acids. Gene Ontology annotation, biological process: fatty acid metabolic process. The transcript is spliced from 2 exons. Gene Ontology annotation, cellular component: mitochondrion. Gene Ontology annotation, molecular function: trans-2-enoyl-CoA reductase (NADPH) activity. The record is from RefSeq and is a predicted model, not a curated record. NCBI's taxonomy places the organism in Eukaryota, Fungi, Ascomycota, Sordariomycetes, Amphisphaeriales, Pseudomassariaceae.